AUGGCCGCCGCCUCCCGUCCGAUUCAGGUCACCGGUCGUUCGAUUCGAGCCGCUGGCCGUCCGAUUCGAGCCACCGUCAUCGCGGCCGUCGCCGCCGCCCCGGCCGUCCGAUUCCGGCUGCCUGUUCUCUCCGGGCCGCCGCCGUCCCGACUGUCUGUCGCCGCCCCGGCCAUCCAAUUACGGCCGCCGCCCCAGCCGUCCAAUGCCGCUGGUCCUCUCCUGGCCGUGCGCCACCCGCGUCCCGGUUCCAAACCUGCAUACACCGGCAAACCAGCCCGCACCAACCCGCUGUUGAUUGCUGCUGCUCUUUCUCCACUUGCUGCUGCUGUUGCGCGAUGCAGGUUGAGCGUCUCGCCUCCAGUGAUGCAGCGGCAGUGGCGGCGCUUAGCAGGCGAGGCUAAGUUGCGGGCGAACAGUGCAGGGGCAAGAGCAGGAUGGACGACGCGCAGCUAG
Messenger RNA from Lolium perenne, 453 nucleotides. NCBI's taxonomy places the organism in Eukaryota, Viridiplantae, Streptophyta, Magnoliopsida, Poales, Poaceae. The record is from RefSeq and is a predicted model, not a curated record.